Messenger RNA from Syngnathus acus (greater pipefish), 2477 nucleotides. RefSeq names its product ubiquitin-conjugating enzyme E2Z (gene ube2z). The transcript is spliced from 7 exons. Lineage: Eukaryota; Metazoa; Chordata; Actinopteri; Syngnathiformes; Syngnathidae. The record is from RefSeq and is a predicted model, not a curated record. The coding region runs from base 1 to 1182 and encodes 393 amino acids. Gene Ontology annotation, biological process: negative regulation of apoptotic process. Gene Ontology annotation, cellular component: nucleus. Gene Ontology annotation, molecular function: cysteine-type endopeptidase inhibitor activity; ubiquitin conjugating enzyme activity.
AUGGCGGACAGUAUUGAAGAUGCGUCAACCGGUGAUACACAUGGCUCUAGCGUUACCGGACAAACCGGUGGAUCUUCGCCCUUCCCGAGUUUGGGAAACUCCCCGGCUGAUGGACCCCUCGGCACCAAUACGGCCCCGGCUUCUGAGGGUGACCAGACUGCCGUAAGCCAUGAUGGAUCUCCAACUGAUGGUCUCCCGGCUUCUCAGACGGACUUUUGGAGCGUGUUUGUCUUAUCUCCACCGGUCGUGUCGGUGUCACCGAACGUACACACCUCUUCACCCCCUCAAGGUGUUGGACAAGGUGUCGCCGGAGUGGCUGGACCUGGCCCCCUAACACAGGUCUACGCCGCUUCUUGGGAUCCUACCCGUAGUACGGACUGGGAUAACGAAAAGACGUCGCAGCCAGCUAUUUUAAGAAUAAAAAGGGAUAUUAUGUCUAUCUACAAGGAGCCGCCUCCUGGGAUGUUUGUUGUUCCUGAUCCUCAAGACAUGACCAAGAUCCAUGCGCUGAUAACGGGACCAUUUGACACACCUUAUGAGGGUGGUUUCUUCCUCUUCCUGUUUCGAUGCCCACCCGACUACCCUAUCCACCCUCCACGGGUCAAGCUCAUCACCACCGGUCAGAACACUGUCCGGUUCAAUCCCAAUUUUUACCGUAAUGGCAAGGUCUGCCUCAGCAUCCUCGGAACAUGGACAGGGCCAGCAUGGAGUCCAGCGCAGAGCAUCUCCUCUGUCCUUAUUUCCAUCCAGUCACUGAUGACAGAGAAACCUUAUCACAAUGAACCUGGAUUUGAGCAGGAGCGACAUCCAGGGGACAGUAAGAACUAUAACGAGUGCAUACGUCAUGAAACCAUGAGGGUUGCUGUGUGUGACAUGCUGGAGGGCAAAGUCCCCUGUCCUGAAGCUUUGUGGAGUGUGAUGGAGAAGUCUUUCCUAGAAUACUAUGAUUUCUAUGAGGGAGUUUGCAAAGAGAGGCUUCAUCUGCAGGGACAGAACAUGAAGGACCCAUUUGGAGAAAAGCGUGGCCGUUAUGACUAUCAGCGGCUGCAGACUCGGCUCAGCGCCAUCCAUAGACGGAUACGGGAGAAACGUGUGAUGAGCGAGCCCAACGACAACGACUCGGACUCUGAAAGCAGCUCUUCUGAGACGGACCCUGACAGCCAGGGAAGCAUCCAGCCAUGAUACUGUAAAACAGACCAAGAAGAGAGGACUUUUUUUUUUCUUUUCUUUUUUUGCUGCAAGAAACAAAAAAUCCGAAUGUCUCAUGAAACAAUUUCGUAUCCCAUGUUUUCAUUUUUUGUUUUUGUUUUUUUAAAAAAGAAGCAAAGAUGUUGCUCCCCAGAAAAUGACCGCACUACAGCAAGAGAACUCAACACCAUUGAGGAGUCAAACACUGGCAGAUUUACUCUAGCUGUAUAUUCGUGCUACUUUUGGAGCUAAUCAGCUAUUAUUUUGAAAUCGUUUGGACUAGAAGAGGCUCUGCAGAUGUAUAGUACAUUUUGACAUUAAACAUUCCCUUGUGCUUGUCAAAACAAGAAAAAAAACUAAAUGACAAUGACUUAAAAAGAGCAAUCAAAUUGGUCAAUUAAAUAGCAGGUUGUCAAUUGAUGAUGUCCCUCUUACAUCUUAAGUUUGAAGUACUGGUUAAAUGGAGGGCGUUAGGUACUUUAUGGACAUUAAAAGUAAAUAUUGCAUUAUUAUCGUGUUUGUUUUUAACAUGUCCAAUCUUAGUCAAGAAACUCCAAAGUUCCUACCAAGAUGAAGUUCUGUCAUUUUUGUUACACACUGCAAAUAUUGCUGCUAUUCCCGUUUGCAGCUUAUUUAAGAUGAGGACAAUAUCACAAAUGCUAAAUUGUGUACUUCAUGUGGAGCUCGCCCAGCAUUACGUUUGUCCCCACACUCCCAAAUUCCAAACUUCAGUUAAAUGUCUCAUCCAUGUCUUCCAUAGUUUAGUAGCUGUUUUGUAGCUGGCAGCAAAAUUAUUGCUAAAACUUGAGAAAGCAAGGUUUCCCUUUCUAGGUGUCUUUCAGUGUAUCUCAAUGUAUUUUUCAUGCAAUGAUCAGCAUGGGCAACUUUUGUUUUCCUCAUUUGACUGUAACUAACACUUCAAUGAUCAGCAUUUGUAAAGUUUGAAUAUGGAACGACACCAUAGAAAUUGUACCAGUCUUGUCCACCUUCCAUUGGCCACCAGUAUGUUUCUGCCUUUGGUUCAAUAGCCAAGUUAAGGUUAAGUGGGACCUUUUAUCAGUGCAAUGCACUCUAUUCCUUUGGCAGGGAUAAGGUUAGAAAACCUAUGUUUACUUGGGGCAUUUCAAUUAUACAAGGCUUUAUUGCACAACAAAUAUGAAAAGCAAAAACUGAUAUCUGUUGUGAGUUCUCUCUUGCUUAUUAGUGAUUCCUUUCAGGUCAUUGGGGUUUGUUUGUGCUGUUAUAAUGUUCUGUAAAAUUACAGAAUAAAAUAAAUGGUCUUGGAUAUG